CAACAUAAAUACAGCUAUCACAUGCGCGCUUUACAAUAGACGUUCCCGAAAUGAUGCUUUAUAUAAUGAAGAGGUUUACGACUUUCAUAUUACAAAAACUUCACCAUUGCUACAUAAUGUUACCUGAAGCCGACAGCGCGGUCGAUGAGCCACAAUCGCCCCGGAAUGAAAACGGUAACAAUCACCCUAUUGGUGCUUUAAAGAGCAGAAUAUGGUUCAGUCGUAACCAUUAUGUCGGAGCACUACUCUUCAACUUGGGCGCUUUCGUCCUCCCGGCUCUAUACAGUACGCUAUCUAAAUUAUGGGUUGCGGAAAUCGACUCGUCACUUGUUGUUACGACCGAUGUAUACACCUAUAUUGGAGUGGUAGUCGAGGUUCUAAACGAGGGCCUCCCCCGCGCCUCCUGGGUCAUCAUUGCGGACAAAGACUCGCGCUCGUUAACACAGCGCCUCAGCUUAGCCUACACGCUUAUUCUAUUUCAGUCUAUCCUUGGACUAAUAAUGAGUAUUGCAUUUAUCGCCGGCGCCGCCACAUUUGCGGAAGGGUUUGUCCCCGUCGAGGUUCGUGCCGCGAGCUUGACUUACAUCCGGAUUAGCGCCUUCUCGGCCCUAAGCUCGGCGAUUGAAACUGCUGUGGCGGCGGCGACAAGAGCUCUUGACAAGCCCGAUAUUCCACUGGUUAUCAGCUUGACUAAAUUUGCCAUAAAUAUUGUUCUGGAUAUGCUGAUCAUUUCACGAUUCCACGUUGGCAACAUUCAACCGACUAUUAAUAUUCAAGCUGGCAUCCAGCUUGCUUGUAAUAUGACGGCUGCCUUCAUAGGACUUGCUUACUUUCUUUGGACGACGAACUUGCAACACCGAAAUCAUCAACUAGAACUUUUCGAUAACAACAAUGAGGAUGUUCCUCGGGUGCAGAUAGAAUCCGGUACCGAAAUCCGUUUGAGUUUCCGUGCCUUGGCUGUACUACUGCGGCCUGGGAUUCUAACCCUCGCUGAGUCGGCCAUACGAAAUGCCCUUUACCUCUGGCUAGUCAGUACCAUCGUGGCGCUAGGUUCUACGUAUGCAACCGCCUGGACAAUAUUCACUACUAUCCGCUGGGGAUUGGUUAUGGUUCCCGUUCAGUCACUAGAGGCGACGAGCCUUGCGUUUAUUGGUCACCACUGGGGAUCUUGGCGCCGUUCUAUUAGUAAGACGACGCGUAGGCCUGGUCGUGUCGCUUUCAAAACUAUCAUCCGAAUUAUAAGACCGGCUCUCGUUUCCUUCGUUAUCGCCCUCAUAGUUGAAGUCCCUCUUGCCAUCUUUCUAUCCAUAUGGGGUGCUAGAUCGUUCGCUCGAUACCUGGGCCAACCGGAUGAAGUUGCAGACAUCACAGCAUACAUGUGGCGGACUACUGAUUGGUGCUACAUAUUCUAUGCUAUGUCGACCCAGCUUGCCACGGUUCUCCUGGCCACACAGCCCAAAUGGUACCUCUACCAGAGCUUGGUUAGCAACCUUCUCUACGUUUUACCAUGGGCCAUUGUCUGCCAGGUGAAGGAUCUGGAUGUGAGCAAUGCUUGGACUUAUCACAGACUAGUUUUCGGUGGAAGCUUAGUGUUCAGUUUCAUCGACGUUCUGGUUGUGGAUGCUGCGUGGGUAUGGACGUUGAUGACCGGAAGGGCGAGGCUUGAGGUAUUUCGAGAAAGCUGAUAUGACACUGAUGCGCAUGUCAUGUCCCAAUAAGGCUUAUGGGUACUAUAGGUACGCAACACGAGACUAUAGAGACAUAUAGAAACCAUGAUCCAUAGUUUCUAGGUAUACGAAAGCCAGAGUAUAUCUAUUAUGAAAUCUAGACCUCCUAUAUUGUCCAACCUCUCCGGGAGGGCUGCGUAUAGCACAUGUACUUACUUUUCUUCGCCAAUAAGGCUAUCCAAGCCCAGUGUGUGCAUUCUGGAAGGUAAUACCAUCGAGUACCCGUGGCAAAUUUCCCCUCGCUAUUUAGUGUCACCAAGAGAAGAGUUAUUGCCCUUGACUUACUAAAACGAACAUUUUAUAUUCCAUAUAAAUAUGAGGUACC
Messenger RNA from Daldinia loculata, 2052 nucleotides. RefSeq lists its product as uncharacterized. Bases 51 to 1685 code for a protein of 544 amino acids. The record is from RefSeq and is a predicted model, not a curated record. Lineage: Eukaryota; Fungi; Ascomycota; Sordariomycetes; Xylariales; Hypoxylaceae. The transcript has a single exon.